AUGAUAGCCUCCCUCCUCUCGCCCUCUAGCAGCAGCCCAACCAGCCAGCAGCCAGCUAGGAUAUCCCAGCUCCUCCCCACCGUCAAGUGUUCUACAUGCCACAAGCCUGUUCCCCUCGAUGAGCUCGGCGACCACACCUGCACAGCGCCCCCGCCAGUUCCAUCUCUUCCAAAACCCGCCAUCACUCCAGAGGCUGCCACCGCUCUUCUUCCAGACAGGCUCCAAAGUCGUGUCGCCGCUGGUCCAGCUAGCGGCCCAGCCAGCUCGCCACGAGCACCACCGCAAGUACAGGCGCCUGCUCAGGUCCCAAGUUCUAGCUCAGCCUCGAGGUUGAGAAUCAAUGUUAAUGCUCGAGGUCCACCCUCGCCAACUCAGCCCUCCUUUCAACCUAGAUCAAGCCCCCUUGCUCGCGCAGAUUCGUCGACGUCAAACAGGAGCGAUGCGCGAUCCCCGCAGCCGCGUGAGCCGCCGUAUCCCUCCCCCAGCAGCAGCAAUUCACACUCGUACUCGAAUUCGUAUGCUGCAUCCUCUUCGUCUGCUGCGUCACCUUUACGUACGCAGCCUCCGCCGGGGUCAGCGACUAUCCCAAACCGCAUGCGCACGCCGUCAAAUGCAGGAUCUAUUUCAAAGCAGUCGUCGCCAUUGACCGCGCGCCCCGGUAACUCCUUCCUUGAUUCGCCAUCUACGACCCCCGUCCAAGGCGGACGCCCCGUUUCUCCCAAUUCUAAUAUCAGCGCCACCCCGCGCGGUCCGCCCAGUGCAACUAUCCCCUUCCCGACCUCAAACUCAUUCCCCAGUCGCACAGGCUCCGCACCACCUCUAAAUAUUAACAACACCGGUCCCGGACCCUACCCUAAUGGAAACUACCGUCCGGGUCCACAAAUUUCUGGGCCUGUGGGACCACCCAUUGCUCGCCCGUCUCCUCCAUCUCAUUCCAUUUCCGAGCCCAAUUUUAACAAUCCCAAUAACAACAACCUCAAACCGACUGCGGAAGGCAGCGGUAUAAACAGAAAUAACACGUUGUAUCGACAAAACUUUGUGCCCCCGGCAGAGCGAGGCAUCGAUACAAAAUCAGGCGGCGAAGCGGGGAUGGCUGGGGUGGGCAGGCGCGGGUUUGCGGCGGCGGCGAGGGCGGCGAUGUUUGUAAGUCCGCAUAAUCCUGGUGGGAUGCAGGGAGCUGGUCCUGGGAUGAUGAUGGGACCGCAGCCGAUGCAAGGACGUGGAAUGCCGCCGCCAGGACCACCACCAGGACCAGGAGGGUAUCGACCGAUGCCACCGCCUGGUAUGGCGCCUAGAUUGCUGGAUAUAGAUUCAAUACCACGGUCUUCGAACGCAACGCCGCCUCUUUCAGCAGGCUCGGGUUACUCGUCUCACUCGCCUGGCCCACCCAUGUCACCCGUCAGCGUAGGCGGCGGUGGCGGCAUGCCAUUCCCCACCAACAACAUCAACAAAUCCGCGCCCAACCCCAACCAGCCGCCAAUGUCUCCUCUGCCUCCACCCCCGACAAGCGCGAAUGGAAACACAAACCUCACACGAACGGCUACGGCCUCCUCCGCCUCGAGCUACACAGGCACCUCUGUCCUCUCACGAUCGCAGAGCGGCGCGUCGGGAAUGUCAUUUACCAAACCGCUCACGCUGACGAAGAACAAAAUUAAAGAGAACGAGCUUCCCCCGAUCUCGCCAAUCGACUCAGAGUCGGAGUACGGUGGACUCGCGUACGCAGAUUCUACGGACGACGAGGGCGCAGAUGAAGAGCACGAGGGCAGGAAACGCAUGCUGUCGAUGUCAAGCGCGCACAGCGCAGGCAGCGGAAGUGUCGCGCGGAACCGGUUCAGAGAGAGCUCGCCGCCGCCAAUAACCACACAGCCGCUCCCGCCAUUGCCAGCCGCAGGGAUGGCGGAGAUGCUGCGCAAGAUGUCGACGAGCAGCAGCGCGAGCAAGUCGUCCGCUAUGCAGUUUGGCUCGGUGCGCACGCGGAGUCGUAGUAGAUCGCAGGACCGCGGCGCGUUGGGCGCGUCCGGCUCGUCUCUGAAUAGCCGUCAGCCGCGUCCGACACACUCGCGCGACACGUCUGCGUCGUCUUCUUACUCGUCCGUGGAUGGCGAGGGUGGAGAGAAUGGGCUGAAGCAGCGUGUGCGCGAACGCACGGGAUCGACGGCGUCUGCGGCGAUCGCCCAGGCGCUGGGUCUCUCGCAGACCCCGCCGAGCGAGUAUGCGCGUAUGGGUGGGCCGGGUGUCGUUGCGACGGAGAGGAGCAGGAGUUUGAAGCGGGAUGGUAUCUUGGGUGGGAGCAUCCGGCGCGCGGCGGGUGGUGUGGAAGACAGUGGAAAUGGCAGUGUCAAGGGAGAGAGGACAGAGAGGGAACGCAAGCGCGAUGGAUCGAUUACGAGCAAUGCGGAUUUGCAGGCGCAGAGGGAGAGGGAACGGUUAGGGUCGUUGGAGAGCAAGGACGAGGAGGACAGGCGUGGGCGAAUGCGGAACAUUAACGUCGAUAUCCGCGCUGCGAACGCUGCCAGCGAAAAUAUGAAUAUGAAUACAGGCGGGGCGAAGACGCAGCGGAGUAAUACUGUGCAAGGGUUGCAGUCGCCUGACGGCUCGCAGAAGCCGAUCAAGCUACCCACGCGCUCGAUGACGAGCCCACAACUUGACCGUGAUAAAUUGUUGGGCGGUAGCGGUGGUGCUUCUGGUGGAGGUUCACGCGCGGGUUCGGAUGCUAGUGCUGUUACUGGUACCAGGAAAACGACGAGGCGACCAAAGACGUGUUUGAAGUGUGCGAAGACGAUUGACAAUGGACGGUGGAUUGCGGUGGAUAGUGGGGGUGUGUUGUGUGAGAGCUGUUGGAAAAAUAUGUAUUUGCCCAAGUGCCGACGGUGUAAUUUGCCUAUUGAGAGACAGGCGGUAUCAUCUUCGGAUGGGCAGCUAAAGGGCAAAUACCACAAAGAGUGCUUUAACUGCCAUGUUUGCCACAAACCCUUCCCAAACCAAACCUUUUACGUGUACGAUGGCCAGCCGCUCUGUGCCUACCAUUAUCACGAGGCGAACGAUUCGCUCUGUGCCGCGGCGCGCUGUGGGCAGCCCAUCGAGGGCCCUUGUGCCGUAUCACACACAGGUGAUCGGUACCACCCCGAACAUAUGACCUGCGAGCACCCAGGGCGCGAGCCAUGCAGGGUGCGGUUGGAGGAGUACUGGGAGGUUGACGGGCGCAUGUUGUGCGAGCGGCAUGCUGCUCAGGCAGGACGGAGUGGCGGGGCGAGUGGAAGUGGGAGCGAUGGUGAGGAUGGUAGGCGAGAUGAGGAUGAGGAAUGGGAGAGAAGAAGAGAGCUGAGGUCUAAGAAACGGGUGACGAGGUUCAUCGAUUUGGCGGGCGCGGAUGGGUUGGGCGCUGAUGCGGGUGACAGCGGGUUGAGGUGA
Psilocybe cubensis is the source of this 3411-nucleotide messenger RNA. RefSeq lists its product as uncharacterized. The transcript is spliced from 4 exons. Lineage: Eukaryota; Fungi; Basidiomycota; Agaricomycetes; Agaricales; Agrocybaceae. The coding region runs from base 1 to 3411 and encodes 1136 amino acids. The record is from RefSeq and is a predicted model, not a curated record.